CUUCAUGUUUUCCAUCAGAUUUCCCUCUUUUUGUUUCUUCCAUUUUGCUCUUAGUUUUUCUGCCAUGGAAACAUGGUGUGCACCAAACCACUGGGGCUCUCCUGCCUGAUACUCUGCACAUUAUUAGUGCUUAACCUACAUUUCUGGAUAUAUGAUAUCCAGCAUGUGUGCUUUACGAAAUCAAAGUAGGUUGGUCUGGUAUUCCAGCUCCUGAUUCAAGCAUGUUAAAAUCUCAGCAUCAUGUUGUCAUGCCUCUACUUUCAGGCUUUUGCCCUUGAUGAUUUGGGUGGGUGUGGUCUCUUCUGUUACCCCUCAUCCUGAGUGAAGCCCCCUCUGUUACCCCAAACACGCACGCAUUCAAACUACGGCGAUGACACACCAUUCCAACAAUGUUCGAGACCAUAUGAAAUGGGCUGGGUUGCUGGGCUGCGAGGCCGUGCUGUCCAGCAUGGCCCUGAUGCAAGCCAACAACAUUCCAGGCCAGAAGAAGAUGAUGUCAUCCUUGGGUCAGGGGCAUAGGGCCAGUCCCGAGAGCCACCAAACCCAUUCACAGCACAGCCACAACCACCACGGGCACCAGGUUCACCAUGGACAACCCCACAACAGCCACAUGGGCCAUCUGUCAGCUGGGAGCUGUCCACCACUGCUGAUUAGAAAGGAUGGGGAUUAUCACACAUCAAGAGUGAUGGAUGAAAAGGACAUGCAGGCAAACCAGAAUAUGCAACCCAAGAAAAAGCACAAAAAAUCAGGGUCAUCCCACAAAGUUAAAGAGAAAGUGGAGCCUUUACUUCCCCCAAUUGAUAUGGAUGUCGACAGUUCCUUGAAAGUCCAGAAGAACUUCAUCUGUGACCACUGCUACGGAGCUUUCCGGAGCAGCUACCACCUCAAGCGACAUAUACUAACACACACAGGGGAAAAGCCAUUUGCUUGUGAUGCGUGUGAUAUGCGGUUCAUUCAGCGUUACCACCUGGAUAGACACAAGAGGGUGCACAGUGGAGAGAAGCCGUACCAGUGUGAUCGCUGUCAUCAGAACUUCUCACGGACAGACCGGCUGCUGAGGCACAGACGGUUGUGUACAGUUGGAAUAAGCAAAGAGGAAAACCAGUCGUGCUGUGACAGUCGCGCAUCGGGGUACUCACAGGACGCAUCAGCCCAUCCGGCUUCUUGGAGCCCCCUACAGCCUUCCAACAACCGCCUGACUGUCUGACCCUCAGUCCCCCUCAAAGACCCUACAGACAGUCUGCGGCUCAGUAAUGUCGCACAUUGAAGGUCAACAGUACUGUAACCUGACAACAGCCUAGCUUAAACACAACCAAACUUUAGUUUGCUCUCACCGGCUCCUUCAUAAAGCUUUAUAGUGGAUUUUUGUACUUUUUUAAUGUACUGUUACAUUCAUGGUACAGGUCGAAGGGGAAGGACUAAUUCACAUCCUUGGUCAACAGUUAACAUUAUUAUGGCAAUAACUGAAUGAUGAAUGCACACAUCCUUUAUUUGAAAAGGUUUUUCGUUAUUGCUGGCAAGGGUUUGCAAGUAUUUUUGACUGCAUCAACUGCUAAUGUAUCGUGUAGCACCACUUGGGUAUCCUGCUGAUCUGCAAUCAACCCCAGCGCUGCCUGCUACUACAUAUGGACAAUUCACUGAAGAACACAAAAACAGAACCAAUUCAAUUCCUACUCAUUUUAUGUUUCUUCUACUACUAAUCAUGCACCAGACACAGCUGAUAAGAGAAAAAUCACAGCAGAUUUGUGGUACGUGCUGCCUUGAGGUUGUGAUUAGCCACCUUUCUAAAAUACUGUAGUCGUUAUGUGUUUAAUACAUCUGACACUGAUCCAAACAUGGAAGGGGCUUAUUACAGAAUAAAUGCAAACCAUUCAUCCAUUUUUACUUCAUGUGCAAGACUGCCUUUCCCCAACACAAGUCUUACAUGGAUCUCAAUGGAUGUCUUAAAACAGUUCUCAUCUGCUAUCUGUCCUGCUGUUAAAGUGAAAAACACUAAAAGUUAACUAGAUGCUCCUGAAAUGUAAAAAAAACAAGCUUAGGUUUUCAACUAGUUUAUGUAGACUGUUUGCAUACACACGAACUGUUCUACCUUGUUUAAAGGGUUUUGUCUUUACUGUUAAGUUACAGUGAUGAAGCUACCGUAGCAGGUGACAGCUCACUUUUUUUUAAUUAUCAUAGCAACAUAGAACAAAGUUAGUCUGCUUUUUUUUUGACUGUAACUGGAUCUAUGAAGCACCUGUCUACUGCAAAAAUGAGAUGAUUCUUAAAUAAUCCCCUCAAUUUAGAUUCAGUUUGUUUGCUAUCUCUCUGUUUCCCCACUUCUGUCAGUAGAGUCUCCUGCUCAGUCUUCCGUCCUUGCAGAAGUAUUUUGGUAAGUGAGGCUGAGAGUUGUGAGCCGACAGCCUGUUCCCUGUCACAAGUUCAACAGCCUGUAAAAUAUUUUCAAAACAGACAGUUGUAAGGCUGCCUGUUCCAUUUUUACUGGAGUUACCGGGGAACUUUUUUUUUUUAAAUUGUCAUUGCUCAUAAAAGUGGCCCAGAUGAAUUCAAACAUUUUAAAAUCAGAUUUGGCUCAUCCAUACAUUUUUCUUGACCUGACUGAAUGUGAUCUGAGUACAGUGCCAUGUCACUUCAUCUCCAUUUUAACCUUUAGCAUCUUCAGUGAAGAUGACUAAUUUUAUGUGGUGGACAGGGGAAUAUAAGGUCCAUGUGGUGUUUGUUUAUGAUGAUAACCUACAUUAUAUCAUAUUCAGGCCUGUGUAUGGUUGAAUCAGUCUAUAAACACUGGACUGAAGACAUUAGCUCAAUUGUAGAGGAACACAUGAGUUUAACAGUUGUGAUCUGUUUAGACUAAUGUUUUAUAGUAGACUGGUAGUUUUGUUGCUGUCAGACUUUUAGAUCACUGACUUGUCUACUGCUUAUGAAGUUAAUAUAUAUUUAAAUUGUAGGGGUAGAAAAUAGUAUGUAUGGGGCCCACACACACUCCAAAAGAUCAAAGUAUUUACCAAUUUCUGAACUGGAGUCUGAUGAUUUCUUAUGGCAGCUGAAGAAAGUCCAAGGUGAGACAUUCUUCAACUUGCUAUUCUCUCGCCCUUUUAGUAUAGCAGCCAUGAUUAGUUGACAUACUUUUUAAAUUUUAUUUUGCAUGUGUUUGUUGGAGGAUUUGUAUACAUUUUGUGAAAUUUUAUAAAAUGUGAGCUCCACCUUCUUAAGUCAUUUCAGGGGUGAAGUGAAGUAAAUUUUGACUCUGUAGUGGAUGGAGUUUUAGGGCCCCUAGUCUC
This is a messenger RNA of Scomber scombrus (Atlantic mackerel), 3281 nucleotides long. It is a transcript of the gene znf740b, whose product is annotated as zinc finger protein 740b. The record is from RefSeq and is a predicted model, not a curated record. The transcript is spliced from 6 exons. Lineage: Eukaryota; Metazoa; Chordata; Actinopteri; Scombriformes; Scombridae. The coding region runs from base 371 to 1207 and encodes 278 amino acids.